This is a messenger RNA of Impatiens glandulifera, 483 nucleotides long. RefSeq lists its product as uncharacterized. The transcript has a single exon. The record is from RefSeq and is a predicted model, not a curated record. Bases 1 to 483 code for a protein of 160 amino acids. NCBI's taxonomy places the organism in Eukaryota, Viridiplantae, Streptophyta, Magnoliopsida, Ericales, Balsaminaceae.
AUGGAAAGACGGGGAAAUGGGAAGAUGCUUUCAAUCAAAGUGUGGAACAUCAUCCAAGAGAAAGAGCAAAUAGUAUAUUGGGCUAAUCUGGUCUGGUCAUCAAAGGUUAUCCCGAGACACCAAUUCAUCAUAUGGCUUGUAUUUCGAGAAAGGCUAAACACAAGAGAUCAUGUCAAGAAGUACAUGGAAAUUCCGGAUUUAAGAUGUCUGCUGUGUGAAUGGAAUGAAGAAACAUAUGAUCAUCUCUUCGAGAACCAUUCAUUUGCCUCGAAACUUUGGAAUACAUUUGUAAAAAAUAUGGAGAUGACCAGAUUCCCGGGAGAUUGGAAAGAAAUCAAGGAAGUGGCUAUGAAGAAAGCGAAGGGAACAAAGAUUAAGUCAAAGAUUUUCAAAUGCGGAUUCGACUCAACAGUUUACAACAUCUGGCGGGAGAGAAAUGCAAGGGCAUUCUCGAGGAAUCGAAGAAGUCUGGAGCAGACCUAG